CAGCGAGUUCACACAGGAGAGAAAUCUCACUGCUGCUCUGACUGUGGGAAAAUAUUCAACUCUUCACUAGGCCUUAAAAUACAUCAAAGAAUUCACACAGGAGAGAAACCUUUUGGCUGUGAUCAAUGUGGGAAGAGUUUUAUUCGGCUACAAACUCUGAAAUCACACCAGAGGAUACACACUGGAGAGAAACCUUUUGGCUGUGAUCAAUGUGGGAAGGGUUUUACUCAGCUAAACAGCCUGAUAGUACACCAGCGGACACACACAGGAGAGAAAUCUUAUGGCUGUAAUCAAUGUGGGAAAAGUUUUACGACAUCUAGCUAUCUAACUAUACACAAGAGAACACACACAGGAGAGAAACCAUAUAGCUGUAAUCAAUGUGGGAAGAGUUUUACUCAGCUAAACAGCCUGAUAGUACACCAGCGGACACACACAGGAGAUAAACCUUAUGUCUGUGAUCAAUGUGUAAAGAGUUUUAGUACGUUUGGCUGUCUGACGGCACACCAGAGGGCACACACAGGAGAGAAACCUUAUAGCUGUGAUCAGUGUGGGAAGAGUUUUACUACAUCUAGCUGUCUAACUAAACACCAGAGAACACACACAGGACAGAAACCUUAUAGCUGUGAUCAGUGUGGGAAGAGAUACUCUGAUAAAAGAUCUCUGAUCAAACAUCAGAAACUACAUGAAGGAGUUGUUUCAUGA
This is a messenger RNA of Salmo salar (Atlantic salmon), 702 nucleotides long. NCBI's taxonomy places the organism in Eukaryota, Metazoa, Chordata, Actinopteri, Salmoniformes, Salmonidae. The record is from RefSeq and is a predicted model, not a curated record.